Molecule: messenger RNA, 2953 nt
Organism: Peromyscus leucopus (white-footed mouse)
Lineage: Eukaryota; Metazoa; Chordata; Mammalia; Rodentia; Cricetidae
Gene: Vrtn
Product: vertebrae development associated
Exons: 2
Coding region: 112-2304 (730 amino acids)
Biological process (GO): regulation of transcription by RNA polymerase II
Cellular component (GO): chromatin
Source: RefSeq, a predicted model, not a curated record
GAAGGCAGAAGCCAGAAGGUGAAGUGCUUUGCCAGACUCAUACCAGAACCAGGAUUCAAAGUUCCAGAGACUAUGCUUUUCCUCAGACUCACGGACUAAACGAAGCCAAGGAUGACUUCUCGGGAUCAGCUGGUGCAGCAGGUGCUGCGGGAUCUGCAGGAGGCAGUGGAGUCCGAGGGCCUGCAAAGCCUCACCAGUGCCGCGGUGGAGGCCAAGCAGGUCCUGUCUUCCUUCACCCUCCCCGUCUGCCAGAAGGGUGGCCCUGGGCCCCAGGUGCUGGAGGUGGACUCGGUGGCCCUGAGUCUGUACCCCGAGGAUGCCCCUCAGAACAUGCUGCCCCUGGUGUGCCAGGGCGAGGGUAGUCUGCUGUUUGAAGCCGCCAGCAUGCUGCUGUGGGGGCACACCGGCCUCAGCUUGGAGCUGCGGGCCCGCACUGUGGUGGAGAUGCUGCUGCACAGGCACUAUUAUCUCCAGGGCAUGAUCGACUCCAAGGUGAUGCUGCAGGCUGUGCGCUACUCCCUGUGCUCCGAGGAGUCCCCCGAGAUGACCAACCUGUCUUCCGCCACGCUGGAGGCCAUCUUUGAUGCAGAUGUCAAGGCUACGUGCUUCCCUACCAGCUUCUCCAACGUGUGGCACUUGUACGCCCUGGCCUCCAUCCUGCAGCGCAAUAUCUACUCCAUCUACCCCAUGCGCAAUGUCAAGAUCCGACCCUAUUUUAACCGCGUUAUCAGGCCUCGCCGCUGCACCCACACGACCUCCAUGUUGCACAUCAUGUGGGCUGGCCAGCCCCUCACUAACCACCUCUUCCGCCACCAGUAUUUUGCCCCGGUGGUUGGGUUGGAAGAGGUGGAGGCUGAUGGUACUGCUACCCUGAACCCCACUCCUCCGGUCCUGGGUUCUCUGCGACCCCCCGCCGAGACCCUGGAGCUGCUCAACCGAGAACCUGGCCUCAGCUACUCCCACCUCUGUGACCGCUCCGGCAUCACCAAGAGCACCUUCUACCGCUGGCGGCGGCAGACCCAGGAGCACCGGCAGAAGGUGGCCGCCCGCUUCUCGGCCAAGCACUUCCUGCAGGACAGCUUCUACCGUGGGGGCCUUGUGCCCCUGCAACAGUUCCUGCAGAGAUUCCCGGAGAUCUCCCGUUCUACCUACUAUGCCUGGAAGCAUGAGCUGCUGGGCUCUGGUGCCGAUUCAGCCUCGGUCCCGGCUGCUCCAGCCGGGGAGGCACUGGCUGGGCCAGAGCUGGGGAGCCUGCCAGGGAAGAAGGCUGCCGAGGGACCGGGGCGCUCGUCCCUGGCGGCGGCGGCGUCAAGCCCUAGCGUGCUCUUCAUGCAGCGCGCCAAGUCCUACCUGGAACAUUGCAUCUCUCUGAACAAACUGGUACCCUAUCGCUGCUUCAAAUGCAGGUUCCCUGGCAUCUCGAGGUCCACCUACUACAACUGGAGGCGGAAGGCCCUCAAGAGGAGCCCCAGUUUCAAGCUGGCCCCGGCCCUUGCAACCGCGGAGUCUCUACCCCCAACAGAUGUUGGGGACGGGGCCCUGCUCUCUUUGAAGGAUGAGGUGGGAGAAGAGGGGACAGGGAAAGCAGGAGGUGGAGGCCCUCCUGUUUCCCAGGGGCUCGGUUCCACAAGGAUGCCCCUGUCUCGCUGGCAGAGGCGACUACGCAGGGCUGCCCGCAAGCAGGUGCUGAGUGGGCACCUGCCUUUCUGUCGCUUCCGCCUCCGCUACCCUAGCCUGUCACCCUCCACUUUUUGGGUAUGGAAAAGUCUUUCCCGGGGAUGGCCCAGGGUGCAGGCCUCCUCUUUGGGCCAAAGGAGGCAGGAGCCAGAUGAAGGGCAGGAGCCAAAUGAAUGGCCGGAGAUGGAAGGGGUUGAGAAUGUAUCAAAUGAAUGGCCGGAGAUGGAAGCGGUUGAGAAGGUAACGUCUGCGGUGGUUCCUCAGGUGGAGACACUGCCAGGGGUUGCUGCUUCAGAAAACACUCCAGAAGAUGCCCAGGGAGGGCCUUCUCGAGAACGGGUCAUCCAGGAGACACCUAUGACCCAGGGCCAACCCCACAGUGGAUUCCUGUCGAGCCAGGCUGUGGCAGCUGCAGCAGGUGGCAGGGAUGGCCAGGUGCUGGUGAUGGACAUGCUCACCACCACAAGGUUCAAGGCCCAAGCCAAGCUGUUCCUACAGAAGCGCUUCCAAUCCAAGACUUUCCCCUCCUACAAGGAGUUCCAAGCUCUCUUCCCCCUCACCGCCCGCUCCACCUACUACAUGUGGAAGCGGGCGCUCUUUGAAGGCCUCACGCUGGUUGAUGGCUGAUGAAGGGGAGACCUGAGAUGUCCCUGACUUGGCCAGGAUGCCCUUGACUCUCGUCUUCCAUAAUUUCCCUGCUUGGGAUGGAAAUGUGGAAAGUCAGCCACCUAUUCUAACGAAAGCUACAGGAGUGCCGAUGGACUCUUCGGGUGUUGGCUCGCCAUAUAUUUUUAUUGUGUUUAGUAUUUUUUUUUCCAUUAAAGUGGGUUGGCAGGACCCCCUUGCCAGUGGAUGUCAUGACUGUGCCCAAGCCUUCUGCAGCUUUCCCUGGGCCCACAAAGAGUAUUACAGCAUGGCCAUGUAUCUUGUCAGGCAGAAUAUAGCUUUACUUUUUUUAGGGUGAUGUCCUUUUUUCUCAAAGAUGUCUUCUAAAGAAACAAGAAAACUGAGUGUGAGGCAGGUGUGUGGCUUUGUCUCCUGCCCCCAGGGGAGAAGGUGCCAGGUUCUUCAUCCUCAUCAUCAUGGGGAAGGCCCCUAGGCACUGGAGACCCUGGAGAGGAAGACCUGCUCCCUCUGCUGGGGGAGGGGUCUCUGCCAGGCCUUGCCAGCCUGGCUGGCUGUUGAGCCGCAUCUUUGGCAAGGAGCCACAAGGUUAUAAAGGCUGAUGGGAGACUGAGUUUUCAUCGUCCAACAGCAAAGUUGGACAACCAAAGAA